GUGUAAAAAAUGUCGGAGCAGGGGUAUGACGACCAAAUAAUCGAGGAUGGAAAGAGUUUUUGGGAACUCGGACAAUACAAGCGAACGGUCAAAAGGAUAGACGAUGGACAUCGGUUGUGUAACGACCUUGUAAUGAUGCUAAAUGAACGGAGUGAAUUGGAAAAAAAAUACGCCAAAAGUUUACGGAACUGGUCCAAGAAAUGGAAUGAUCUAAUUGAAAAAGGUUCUGAAUAUGGCACAACAAAAUCCGCAUGGAAAGCCGUUCUGACGGAAGCUGAUCGGAAAUGUGAUUUACAUUUGGAAAUUGGUAGCAAGUUGAUCCAGGAUGUACAAUCUAGCAUCAAAGCAUGGCAGAAAGAAAAUUACCAUAAAAAGAUGAUGAAUGGAUUUAAGGAAACCAUCGAAGCAGACGAAGCUUUCAGAAAAGCACAAAAGCCAUGGGCCAAGCUGUAUAACCGAGUACAACAGACUAAAAAAGCAUAUCACGUUGCAUGUAAGCAAGAGCAUUCCGCAGCAAACCUGGAGAAAAAUGCAUUAGAAGAUACAACGAUGUCACCUGAUCAGGUGAAAAAACUACAAGACAAAGUUGAAAAAUGUAGACACGAAUGCGAGAAAACCAAAGAUAAAUACUCAAAGGCGCUGGAAGAUAUAACAGAUAUGAACGCACGCUAUAUGGAGGACAUGAACACGCAUUUCGAUAAGACGCAACAUUUUGAGAAGAAUCGUCUCGAUUUCUUCAAAGAAACUCUGAUACACCUUCACCGAGUUCUCGAUCUAUCCCAGAAUGCCCAGUUUGCUGAAGUUUACUCAAACUUCAUCACAACGGUACAAAAUGCAGACUCGGAUAAGGACUUAAAAUGGUGGAAGAAUACAAAUGGCUCUGGCAUGCCGAUGAAUUGGCCGACAUUUGAGGAAUAUUCUGAAGAUUUGUCGCGCAUGAUCAGUUCGAAGAAGUCACGAGGAAAUGUCGGUGGUGGAGAAAAGGCAGUGGCAAUAUCCUCGUUUCGAUCCACCUCCGAGUAUUCCAAUCAAGAUUAUAAUACGAUGGACAGGAAUUAUGGCGACGUAGAGCAUCAGGUUUACAGUUCUUACAGCACACAGUCUGGAUAUUCUGGAGAACAUGAUGCCUACAACAAUUAUGGUAGUUCUGACCAAGAUGGAGGGAAUCCGUUUGGGGAUGAUGAGAUGAACGGUGACGGGGUCGAAGUGAGGGCGCUGUACGACUACCAAGGAGCCGAAUCUGAUGAACUAACGUUCAAUCAAGGUGACAUCAUCACCAAGCUGGAAGAUGAAGACGAGCAAGGAUGGUGCAAAGGUCGUAUUAACGGGGUAGUUGGUCUUUACCCGGCAAGUUACGGAGAAGCAAUCAAUUGAUGAUGCUGAAACGGAAAACACUGAACUAAUACCAGCAACAUGUUUUACUCCAACCUAUAAUUUAUAUUUAC
Molecule: messenger RNA, 1445 nt
Organism: Anneissia japonica
Lineage: Eukaryota; Metazoa; Echinodermata; Crinoidea; Comatulida; Comatulidae
Product: protein kinase C and casein kinase substrate in neurons protein 1-like
Exons: 10
Coding region: 10-1374 (454 amino acids)
Biological process (GO): cytoskeleton organization; regulation of endocytosis; plasma membrane tubulation
Cellular component (GO): plasma membrane; cytoplasm; endosome
Molecular function (GO): phospholipid binding; protein binding
Source: RefSeq, a predicted model, not a curated record